Messenger RNA from Eimeria necatrix, 369 nucleotides. RefSeq names its product double-stranded DNA-binding domain-containing protein, putative. Gene Ontology annotation, molecular function: DNA binding. Gene Ontology annotation, cellular component: nucleus; cytosol. The transcript has 5 exons. The coding region runs from base 1 to 369 and encodes 122 amino acids. Lineage: Eukaryota; Apicomplexa; Conoidasida; Eucoccidiorida; Eimeriidae. The record is from RefSeq and is a predicted model, not a curated record.
AUGGAUGCAGCGGAUCCGAACAUGCAGAAGCAGCUGCAGCAGCAGCUGCAGCAGCAGCAGCAGCAAGAGGAAAAGCGCAAGGCAAUUGAAGAGCAGAGGAGGAUGACCAUGAGGUCUGUGCUCUCGCCGGAGGCUUACCAGAGGCUCUCUCGCAUUCAUUUGGUGAAGCCCGAAAAGGCGAUGGCAGCAGAAAAUUCCAUCAUGCAGGCAGUCCGCGCCGGAGCCAUCGUGCCCCCCGUGAGCGACGCCGCACUUGUGGGCAUUCUGCAGCAAAUGAGCGAAGCCGAAACCAAAAGCAGGGCCGAGAAUAAAGCCGUUGUGAUUCGAAGACGGAGGCUGUCUGAUGACGAAUCCGAUGAAGACAUCUAA